Molecule: messenger RNA, 801 nt
Organism: Lodderomyces oxycetoniae
Lineage: Eukaryota; Fungi; Ascomycota; Pichiomycetes; Serinales; Debaryomycetaceae
Exons: 1
Coding region: 1-801 (266 amino acids)
Biological process (GO): endosome organization; regulation of protein localization
Cellular component (GO): BLOC-1 complex; endosome
Source: RefSeq, a predicted model, not a curated record
AUGGUCAAUUUACUGCAAGAGGAUCUUGUUGCUUAUCAUGGGAGUUUGGAAGAAAGGGCAGAUGAGCUAGAGGGUGAUGAGCUAGAGGGUGAUGAGCUAGAGGAAGAUGUGCUAGAGGGUGAUGUGCUAGAGAGAGAUCAGCUAGAGGGUGAUGUGCUAGAGAGAGAUCAGCUAGAGAGAGAUGUGCUAGAGGGAGCACCAACACGGUUGAUGAAUUUUAAUGAUGAUCUGUUUGUUUCCUCAUGUACAGAGGAACAUAGUGAUGACGAUGACGAUAGUGGCUCGGAUAUCGUGAGAGACUUGCUUGACGGUUUAUCUACAUUUGAGUUGUCCGAUUUGUGCAAUCUCGGAGAAAAUGCAAAGUAUUUUAUAAACACCCUUUUACAGUCGCUUGACUCAAGCGACCUUGACGAGUCAUUGGUCACUGAAGCUCAAUUAAGUGGGCAUUUGAACAAUGAGAAUCAGAAACUAAUUGAGAAAAGAGAGUUGCUAGCGCAAAAACUCGCCAGGAUUCUGCAUUUGUUUGAAAUCAACUUUUCUUCAACAUCAGGAGGUGCCGAAGUAGGUGGUGGGGCAAGAGCAAGGGCUAAAAUAUCCCGAUUGGAGCAUUUAAAGAAUGAAAUUGAGACAAUAGAAAACCGAUUAGCUCAAAUUGUACAUGGGAAGAAACCCACAUUUGCAUUACCAUUUGCAAAAGCUAAAAAAAAGACGGGGGUGCUUGAGAAAUACCCCAUAGAGUACAAUCAGGCAAGAGAUAAGGUACUUGAAAGAAUUGUAGAUGAUGACACGAGAAACAAGUAG